Erigeron canadensis is the source of this 2518-nucleotide messenger RNA. RefSeq names its product receptor-like kinase TMK4. The transcript is spliced from 2 exons. Gene Ontology annotation, molecular function: protein binding; protein kinase activity; ATP binding. NCBI's taxonomy places the organism in Eukaryota, Viridiplantae, Streptophyta, Magnoliopsida, Asterales, Asteraceae. The record is from RefSeq and is a predicted model, not a curated record. Gene Ontology annotation, biological process: protein phosphorylation. Bases 1 to 2493 code for a protein of 830 amino acids.
AUGGCACGCCAACGCCACCUCCUCCUAUUCUUUAGCCUCCUCCUCCUGAUCUCUUUCUCGAUAGCUGUUGAUGACGAUGCCGCCGUCAUGACUAAGCUUUUGAAGUCCAUUUUCAGUCCCCCAUCCACUUGGGGAACCGAAAAACACUUCUGUGAUUGGGGAGGAAUCACGUGUGACUACAACUCAUCAAACUACAGUCGUAGUGUUACCUCCAUCGAUCUUCGUGGUAAAUCACUCACAGCAACCCUGCCCUCCGAUCUUAACAACCUAUCACGUCUCGAAACUCUUAACCUUCGAUGUAACAAUUUUACAGGCCCCCUGCCUACGUUAUCUCAUCUCACUCUCCUCCGGGAGGUAUACAUCAGUAACAAUAAGUUCACUUCAAUCCCCCCGGAUUUCUUUCACGGUCUUAUUAAUCUCCAGAAGUUUGAUAUCUCCAACAACCCUUCUUUGGCACCAUGGAGUCUCCCCACUGACCUCACUCAACACACUAACUUAAAAUCAUUUUAUGUCAAUGGGGCAAACCUAAUCGGUUCUAUUCCAAACGAUUUCGACCGUCUCUCUAAUUUGCGGAUACUUAAUUUGUCUGACAACAACCUCAAUGGAAGCCUCCCCUCCCAACUCAACAAGCUCAACGAUCUCAUCAAAAUCGAUCUCAGUAACAACUCGUUCUCCGGCGCCUUGCCUACUCUGUCUGACCUCGGUUCACUAGAAACACUAUACCUAGACAACAACAACUUCACUUCAAUCCCCGGGAAUUUCAUUUCCGGUCUCUCGGCUCUCAAAGACUUUCGCAUCUCUAACAACUCAUAUCUAGAGCCAUGGGCUCUCCCAAACUACUUUGGCGAUAUUAAUCAAUUAGAAUCAUUUGAAGCCGCUAAUGCUAGCGUAAUAGGUUCCAUUCCAGACUAUAAUAAAGAUUAUAAUAGUUUGGAGACAAUCUAUUUGUCCUACAAUAAUCUCACAGGAACCAUACCUGCAUCUUUUGCCAUGUCGCCGAUUAGCGAUCUUUGGCUUGACAAUCAGCUUCAAGGCCUUUCUGGUACGCUUGAUGUGAUCUCCUCAAUGUAUCGACUUAAGCACGUUCAGUUAGAAGCUAAUAAUUUCAGUGGUCCUAUUCCUCAAAAUUUGACAGGUUUGCCAUAUCUUCAACUACUUGAUGUGUCAAACAAUAAUAACAUUUAUGGAUAUAUACCUGAAUUGAAACCUAAGGUGACGUUCCUUUAUAACAAUACUUCAAUACUUGAACAAAGUUCUAGAACAGAUAAUGUUAACAAUACUUCAAUACGUAUACAAAGUUCUAGCAAAGAUAACGUUUCAUUACGUGUGACUAUUGGUAGUGUAAUAGCUAGUGUUCUAGCUUUAGCUGGGAUUAUGUUGUUUUACAAGUAUUAUGGAGUUUCUAGAAAAUCACACUUUCAAAUUACGGGAAGUCAUGGUGAAAUACCUAUUUCUGAAAAUGGCAAUGUAAUGAUUUCCAUGCAACUGCUUGAGCUUGUCACUGAUAAUUUCAGUAAUAACAACGUGUUGGGGAGAGGUGGAUUUGGUACGGUUUACAAAGGCGAGUUACUUGACGGAACAAAGAUUGCAGUCAAGAAGAUGAAAUCUGAUGUGAACGGAACAAAAGGGAUUCAAGAAUUUCAAGCUGAAAUUGGGGUACUAACAAAAGUGAGGCAUAGACAUCUUGUUGCUCUUCUUGGUUACUGUAUUAAUGAUAAUGAGAGGCUUCUAGUGUAUGAAUAUAUGUCACGAGGUACUUUAAGUCAACAUUUGUUCAAGUGGAGAGAACAUAAAAGUCAACCUCUUAGCUGGAAUCAAAGAAUUUCAAUUGCUUUAUAUGUGGGAAGAGGAGUUGAAUAUAUGCAUAACUUAGCUCAACAAAGCUUUAUUCACCGUGACUUAAAGCCUGCUAACAUUCUUCUUGAUAAUGGAUUGAGAGCAAAAGUUGCGGAUUUUGGUUUGGUUAAGAAUGCACCUGAUGGGAAGUACUCGAUAGAGACAAGAUUGGCAGGGACUUUUGGUUACUUGGCCCCAGAAUAUGCUACUACAGGGAGGGUGACAACGAAAGUGGAUGUUUAUGCAUUCGGGGUAAUCUUGAUGCAGUUGAUUACUGGCCGAAAAGCAAUAGAUGGAAGUAUGCCGGAUGGGAGAUGUCAGUUGGUUACAUGGUUCCGAAUGGUCCCUAUCUGCCAAGAAAACAUGAUGAAAUUCAUUGAUCGAGUUCUUAAUACUGAUGACAAUGAAACCCUUGAAAGUAUCUUGAAAGUGGCUAAGUUAGCACACCAUUGCACUGCACCAGAACCGUUUCAGAGACCUAAAAUGGGUUAUGUAGUAGGCAUAUUGGCCCAACUGGUAGAAGAUUGGAAUCCUUCUCGACACAAAAAAGAUAUAACGUAUGGCCACAAGCACCAUAUGAGCCUUCCGAAAAUUCUGCAAGACAAUGAGGCGGAUACCUCAAGAAUGCUCAAUCUCUUUCGACCAAACUCGUUCUAACAUAUAUGGUAACAUUCUAAAUCUU